Molecule: messenger RNA, 1092 nt
Organism: Aspergillus puulaauensis
Lineage: Eukaryota; Fungi; Ascomycota; Eurotiomycetes; Eurotiales; Aspergillaceae
Product: WD40 repeat domain-containing protein
Exons: 4
Coding region: 1-1092 (363 amino acids)
Biological process (GO): Arp2/3 complex-mediated actin nucleation
Cellular component (GO): Arp2/3 protein complex; actin cytoskeleton
Molecular function (GO): actin filament binding
Source: RefSeq, a predicted model, not a curated record
AUGGCUACCCCCGAAGCCUAUCAUCUUUUUCACAGCUCGAUUGCCGAUCAUUCCUUCUCGUCCGACAAGUCGGUCCUCGCUGUUGCUCGAGAGAACAAUGUGGAGCUUUACCAAAAGGCAGGUAGCAAGUUCUCCCUAACCGAUGAGCUGAAGGGCCACGAAAAGACUGUUACUAGUGUUGAUAUUGCGCCCAACUCAGGUCGUAUUGUAACCUGCUCGCAAGACCGCAACGCCUACGUUUGGGAACAGACCCCCGCCGGAUGGAAACCAACACUGGUGCUACUUCGGAUUAAUAGGGCUGCAACUUUUGUGCGCUGGUCGCCGUCUGAACAAAAAUUUGCCGUCGGGUCUGGUGCUCGCGUGAUCGCAGUAUGUUACUUUGAGGAGGAGAAUGAUUGGUGGAUCUCCAAACACCUCAAAAAGCCGAUUCGGAGUACCAUAACCACUCUUGCCUGGCAUCCAAACUCUGUUCUCCUUGCUGCAGGGUCAACCGACUCUCAUGCGAGGGUUCUGUCGAGUUUCAUCAAAGGUGUUGAUACUCGGCCGGACCCGAGUGCCUGGGGAGAACGCCUGCCAUUUAAUACCAUCUGUGGCGAGUUCCUGAACGAUUCUGCGGGAUGGAUCCAAGGCGUUUCCUUUUCCCCUAGUGGGGAUGUGCUUGCGUUUACAGGGCAUGAUAGCAGUGUCACCGUUGUGUAUCCAAGUGCCCCAGAACAGCCUCCUCGCGCCAUGUUGAAUAUCUCGACCCGUCUUCUCCCGUUCAACAGUUUGAUCUGGAAUGGAGAGAAUGAAAUUAUUGCCGCUGGCCAUGAUUGUGAGCCGUAUCGUUUGCGUGGAGACGAAAACGGGUGGCAGUUGGAAGGAAGUAUCGAGAACAAGGCAGGGGCUGGCGCUGGCAGUGUCCGCGAAGAGUCCGCACUUAACAUGUUCCGUCAAAUGGAUUUGAAGGGACAAACACAAGCCGACACACAGCUCAAGACGGUUCAUCAGAACACCAUCAACACCAUCAGAGUUCACGAAGAUGCCAAUGGCUCUGUGCACAAACUCAGCACGAGUGGAGUUGAUGGCCGUGUUGUGAUCUGGACCAUCUGA